UUCUCGAAACAAAGAGAUUUCUAUAAACGAAAAACUCGCACACCAUGCACUCUUACUUUUCCGUCUCAAACUCUCUCACCGGUUAUUCAAUUUCUCAUCCGUCAACUCCUCGUGUCAGACUCCGUCCAACUAUCGCCGCGAUCUCCGACACCGCCACCGUCACUGCCACUUUCAAUUCAAAGCAACAAAAAGCUUCGACGCCGAGCGGUUAUCUUAGCCGUCCAGGAAUGGCAGCCUGCACGUCGUUGUACGAGGUGCUAGGGAUUUCUGUCGGCGCUUCGAGCGAAGAAAUCAAGGCAGCGUACCGCCAAUUGGCGAGGAUUUGUCAUCCAGACGUGGCGGCAAUCGGUCGGAAAGACUCAUCGGCGGACGAAUUCAUGAAGAUCCAUGCAGCCUACAGCACCUUAUCGGAUCCCGAGAAACGAGCCGUAUAUGAUAGUAAGCUUACCUGGAGGAGCCAAAGGCCUUUGACUUCGGAUUCUAGGUUUUCAGGUUAUUCGGGGAGGAGUUGGGAGACCGAUCAGUGCUGGUAAAUGUGUUGACUCACUUCAUCUCGGUACCGAGUUGGAGGUUGAACUCAUCAGCGUGUUUCUCAAUACUAACGGAGAAAAGAAAAAUCAACGAGCGGUGGGUUUUGCUAGAGAAAUCAGAGCCGUUGAAUGAGCUCUGCUCUUUUUUCGCCUUUGUGCUUCGCUGCUGAGUCAUAAACAAGACGGACAAGAUAUGAAUUUCCAUUGUACUUCUUAUUUUGCAGUCACUGAAAUCAA
Hibiscus syriacus is the source of this 767-nucleotide messenger RNA. RefSeq names its product chaperone protein dnaJ 11, chloroplastic-like. The transcript has a single exon. The record is from RefSeq and is a predicted model, not a curated record. Bases 45 to 533 code for a protein of 162 amino acids. NCBI's taxonomy places the organism in Eukaryota, Viridiplantae, Streptophyta, Magnoliopsida, Malvales, Malvaceae.